Messenger RNA from Salvia splendens (bonfire salvia), 1143 nucleotides. RefSeq lists its product as uncharacterized. Lineage: Eukaryota; Viridiplantae; Streptophyta; Magnoliopsida; Lamiales; Lamiaceae. The record is from RefSeq and is a predicted model, not a curated record. The coding region runs from base 1 to 1143 and encodes 380 amino acids. The transcript has a single exon.
AUGCCAUCAUCACACACACUACUCAACAAUCUGUUGAAGUCUCUCCUCAUCUCAGGCUUGCUCAUACAUCUCAUCUCCAUCUCCUCAUUCAACAACAACAAUUCUUUGCUCUACACAUCUAUCAACCUUAUCAAACCUUCCUCUUCCUAUCAUCCUCUUUCUCCUUGUAAUGCAACUCACAUAGUCUUUGGAAUUGCAGCAACUGCAUCCACUUGGAGCCACAGAAAGCACUCUGUUGAGUCAUGGUGGCGCCCUAACCUAACCCGAGGCUACGUCUUCCUAGAUAAGAUCAAGCCAGAGCUCCUCCCAUGGCUGAACCACACUCUCCCUCCAUUCCGUGUCUCCCAGGACACAUCGAGAUACAAGGACCACGACAAGCACCUGGCGCGCGAUGCCAUCCGUAUGGCGCGCAUUGUAACAGAGCUUUUCGAGAUCGAGGAGGCAGGGCGCGGUGACGUGAGGUGGUUUGUGAUGGCCGACGACGACACGGUCUUAUUCGUGGAUAAUUUGGUUGAUGUUCUAAACAGAUACGAUCACCGGAAAUUUCUAUACAUUGGAAUGAAUUCGGAGACGCAUGCUUCGAAUGUGAUGCACUCUUAUGAAAUGGCGUUUGGCGGCGCCGGAUACGCCCUCAGCUACCCUCUCGCGGCGGCGCUGGCGGCAAACAUGGACGUAUGCCUCAAACGCUACCCGGAUCUGUGCGGAAGCGCCCAUAUAAUUCAAUCGUGCGUCGCUGAUUUGGGGGUUUCCAUCACCAGAGAGCUAGGGUUCCACCAGAUCGACCUCCACCGCGAUAUAUCUGGAUUUCUAUCGGCGCAUCCCCGUGCGCCGCUGGUGUCGCUGCACCACCUGGAUCAGGUGGAGCCGAUUUUUCCGGCGAUGAGCAGAGACGAAUCGCUGAAACACCUGAUGGCGGCGGCGAGGGCGGACGAAUCGAGGCUGCUGCAGCAGAGCAUCUGCUACGACGAGUUGAAGAACUGGACGAUCUCGAUCGCGUGGGGGUAUUCCGUCCAGAUCUACGAGGCGAUCGUCAACCCUAGCGCGCUGCAGAGGCCGAUCGAGACGUUCGUGCCGUGGACGAAGUUCGCGCGACCGUUCUUCGUGUUCAACACGCGCGGCCUCCCUUCCAGACACCCGUGCUAA